CAAGGCUAAAGCCAGAAGCUUUCCUCUGUGCCUGGGUCCCUUAAAAGCGGGAGAGCAAGCCCCAAGGAUCCCAGUGGAGUGCAGCCAGGAUGCAGGGCUGACAGAAAUGGGGAAGGAGGGACUGGCUUGAGCCCUGCAGAGAGCACAGCAGAGGAGGCUAGUGCUCUCCAGAGAGGUGUGACAGUAACCUAUGAAUCCUAAACCAGGUAUUCAGUGAUGCAGAUCUUCUAAAGAAACGUGAAACCAAACCCAAAAAGAAAUCACUGAGGGGGAAAAAGUGCAACAUGAGAGGUAAAAUGAAAAGGUGGCCCGUGGAGAAGAGCUGCUGGGAGUUGUGACAAGCUACAACACCAGAGGAUUGCUCACCAAAGGCAUUGGCUGAGCCUUCCAGCCAGCGCGUGCAGAGGCGUGGGUUCAGCAGUUGAGGAUGGAAGUGCUACGCCGUUCCUCAGUCUUUGCUGCAGAAGUGAUGGAGGUUUUUGACAGGUCUCCCACUGACAAGGAGCUUGUGUCCCAAGCCAAGGCUCUCUGCAGAGACUACAUAAACUCGAGGCUGAUUCGGGCAGGUGUCAGCUGGAGCAAACCCGAGUACAACGUUCCGGUGCCUGGGGGUAAGCUGGCCGAGGUGUCCACCAUCCUGCUGCGACUAGGGGACGAGCUGGAAUACAUUCGCCCCAACGUGUACCGGAAUAUCGCCCGCCAGCUGAACAUCUCACUGCACUCGGAGACAGUGGUGACCGACGCCUUCCUGGCAGUGGCUGCCCAGAUUUUCACCGCAGGCAUAACGUGGGGCAAGGUGGUGUCUCUCUAUGCCGUGGCAGCGGGGCUGGCAGUGGACUGUGUGCGGCACGCGCAGCCAGCCAUGGUUCACACCAUCGUCGACUGCCUGGGAGAGUUCGUCCGCAAGACCUUGGUGACAUGGCUGAAAAGGAGAGGAGGCUGGGCAGACAUCACAAAAUGUGUGGUGAAUACUGACCCCAGCCUUCGCUCCCACUGGCUCGUGGCUGCUGUUUGCAGCUUUGGUCACUUCCUCAAGGCCAUCUUCUUUGUCCUGCUGCCUGAGAGAUGAGUCCAAGUUGCCAAGUGCACCCCCCUGCCCCAUCUCCUCCCCCACUCCGCAAGCAACAAGUGACUGGAGAAGUAAUUCCAGAUUGGUAAUGGCAAUUUCUGAAGAGGAGGAAGAGAAGAACUGGGACAAACAAAAGGCUUGUUUUCCUCUGCCUUCAUCUAGGAGCAGAUCAUCAACCACUGUUGCUCCUUUUGCAGCCACAGGAGCCUCUCUGACCAUUAAUUCUUUCAAGAGUCUUGUUUCCCUGGGUAACUUGCAUGUGUGGCCUGGAUGUUGCCAGUCCCUGGGCAUGCUGAUGGCAGCCACGUGCAGCAUGGAAUGUCAGAUGUCUGUUCCUUACAGCUGUGUUGCACGGUUAUGCUAGUGCCAGGCAGAGGGGAGGAGGAAGGGAAUAUUAUUUGAAAUGGGAUAAGAAAAUAGAAGAGGGGGAGAGUCCCUCCUUCACUCCACGUGAUUCCCCUUUCAGUCCUCCGACUUGCCUUGUGUUAAUUCUUGUCGUUAGGUUUGUGCUUAAAGUUCAUCUCCUUUAUCCCUAACUGACUUGCUGGGCUCUGCCCCAGCACAGCAUGGUGGGUUUUUAACAGGAUAAAACCAAACACUUUGUCAACAAAUGCUUCUCCCUCACAUGAGUUGGAAAUCGUUCCGAGUAGCCGUGUGAGGGGCAGGAUGAGAAGGCAGUUGCACGUGAUGCAGCAUGACAGUGUGUUUUGUUGACCCCUCUUACACUCACACACCGUUCAAACAGGAGAGCGAAGGGCAACGCCUUCAAGCAACAACUCGGGAUGGAAUUUCAUCAUGAAGAGAAAUGGUUUUUCCACUGAGAUUUUGUUGGAGCUAAGCAUGUAAGUAGGAAAGGCCAGGGGGCGUGAGCAGAAAUAGGGAAACAGUAAGUGAACUGGCUGGCAUUGUGAAGGGGGUGACCUGUGGCAAAAGUAGCUGAUGUAUGUUUCUCUUUUAAUCUCUUUGGAAGUACAACUUGCAGUCUUCUUUGUGGCAAACAAUAAAAGAAAUAGGUGGUGUUUCACUAUUGCA
Molecule: messenger RNA, 2101 nt
Organism: Neopelma chrysocephalum (saffron-crested tyrant-manakin)
Lineage: Eukaryota; Metazoa; Chordata; Aves; Passeriformes; Pipridae
Gene: BOK
Product: BCL2 family apoptosis regulator BOK
Exons: 5
Coding region: 428-1069 (213 amino acids)
Biological process (GO): extrinsic apoptotic signaling pathway in absence of ligand; intrinsic apoptotic signaling pathway in response to DNA damage; regulation of apoptotic process
Cellular component (GO): mitochondrial outer membrane
Molecular function (GO): protein heterodimerization activity; protein homodimerization activity
Source: RefSeq, a predicted model, not a curated record